Messenger RNA from Arvicanthis niloticus (Nile rat), 435 nucleotides. RefSeq names its product prostatic steroid-binding protein C2-like. Lineage: Eukaryota; Metazoa; Chordata; Mammalia; Rodentia; Muridae. The record is from RefSeq and is a predicted model, not a curated record.
ACCAUGAAGCUGAGCCUGUGUCUUAUCCUGAUCAUUCUGGUUGUUUGUUAUGAAGCUAAUGCUGGCCAGGUGUGUCGAGCUGUUGAGGGUGAAACCAUAAGCUUCUUACUAAACACUGAGGAAGAACUGAAGAAGGAACUUGAGGAAUACAAUGCACCUCCAGAGGCUGUUGAAGCAAAACUUAAAGUGAAGAGAUGUGUAAACCAGAUAAUAUAUGGAGACAGAUUUGCAAUGGGAAUAGAAUUGGUAAAAGUUUUUUUGAAGUGUGGUUUGCAAGCAUGGUUACAAAUGGAAUUUCCUGCAAAUGGUAGGAAGGUCUGUGAAGCUGUUAUGCAUGAAAGCAUGACCUUUAUACUAGAAAGUGAAGAACUGAAGAAGGAACUUGAGCCAUAUUAUGUGCCUCCAGAAGCUGUUGAAGCAAAACAGGAAGUGUAA